AUGACGGAGUGCGGGCUUUCGUACGCCGUUAUCGCCAUCGUCGGACCGCAGAGCAGCGGCAAGAGCACGCUGCUGAAUCAUCUCUUCCACACCACCUUCGAUGAGAUGGACGCUCUCAAGGGCAGGCGGCAGACGACGCAGGGCAUCUGGGUGGCGGAGGCGCGGGGCAUUCGGCCGUUCACCCUCGUGCUGGACAUCGAGGGCACUGACAGCCGCGAGCGCGGCGAGGACGACACCACGUUUGAGAAGCAGAGCUCGCUCUUCGCCCUCGCUGUCGCUGACGUCAUCAUUGUUAACAUGUGGUGCCACGACAUUGGUCGAGAGCAAGCUUCCAACAAACCGUUGCUCAAGACGGUGUUUCAGGUGAUGAUGCGCCUCUUCACGCCCCGCAAGGCCACACUGCUCUUUGUUAUCCGCGAUAAGACCAAGACACCCAUGGAGACGUUGGAGCCCAUAUUGAGGGAGGACAUUCACAAGAUAUGGCAGAGUGUGCCCAAGCCACAGAAGCAUCAGGACACACCCUUCGCAGACUUCUUCAACGUGGAGGUCACAGCUCUCCCCAACUUCGAGGAGAGAGAGGAGGAGUUCAAGAGCCAGGUGGCAUGGCUGCGAGAUCGCUUCCAGAAUUCGGUGGCGGAGGGGCGGCUGGCGGGGGACCGGCGGGGGGUGGUGCCGGCAUCGGGCUUCCCCCUGAGUGUGGCGGAGAUGUGGCGCGUGAUUCGUGAGAACAAGGACCUCGACCUGCCCGCGCACAAGGUGAUGGUGGCGACGGUGCGCUGCGAGCAGAUCGCCACGGAGAAGCUCGCGCUGCUGCAGGACAGCGAGGAGUGGGUGGAGGUGCAGGCAGCAGUGGAGGCGGGCAGGGAGGCAGAGCACUUUGGUGGGUGGGCCAAUGACCUCGCAGCUAGUGCACUCGCCACGUACGACGCAGAGGCGGCAUACUUCGAGGAGGGUGUGAGGGACAGCAAGCGUCAGUUCCUGCUCAAAGGCAUGAGCGCCCUCAUCCGCCCAGUGCACACGGCAGUGGUGGCGGCGGCAGCAGCGCGCUGCCUGGACUCGUUCAAGAGGGACCUGGACGAUGCCACAGGGGGUCGCGAGGGCAGCGCUGCUUCCUUUGCUGAUUCUGCUGCCGCCUGCCUCCAGGCCGCCGCACUUUCUUUCGAGUCCGAUGUUGAGGACGCUGACGUGGCGCUGUUCAAUUGGUCGGUGGACGAAGUGAGGACGAAGCUUAUGGCGGACAUGGAAUCCCACGUGGCGUCGCUGCGAUCCCAGAAGCUCAAACAAAUCGUCACAGAUGCAGAGGCGUCCCUGUCAGAUGCGAUUUCAGAGCCAAUAGCAGCGCUACUAGAAGCUGUGACGGACAACACGUGGCGGGACAUCAGGGCCGUGUUCUUCCACCAGCUGGACGCCGCCUGCAGCGACGUGGAGCAGGCCGUGGCUGGGUUCCAGUUGGGGGAGGACGAGCAGGCGCGGCUGAAGGGAACGGUGGAGGCGGCGGGGCGGAAGGUGGUGGAGGAGCGCGUGAAGAGGGAGAGCCAGCAUGCACUGUCGCUGAUGAAAGACAGGUUCUUCGCAGUGUUCUCGCAGGACGACCAGGGUCUGCCGCGCAAGUGGACGGAGGGGGACGUCAUCAAGGCCAUCGCGUUCGACGCUCGCAAGGCGGCGCUGAGACUGCUGGCAGUGGUGGCGGCCAUGCGGCUGGACACUGUAGACGAUUCCAUCGAACCCACGCUCUUCCCUGCUCAAAUACCCCCCUUGCACACCUUCUCCCCCCCCUCCCCCGCCCGUCAGGUCGCCCCAGACUGUACGUUCCUGACGCCCGGGCAGUGCCGAGCGCUGUGGGGCAAGUUCAAGGCAGAGACACAAUACGUGGUGGCGCAGGCCAUGCAGACGCAGGAGGCGAGUCGGCGCAACAACGCGUGGCUGCCCCCCCCAUGGGCCAUUCUAGCGAUGGUGGUGCUGGGGUGGAACGAGUUCAUGGCUGUGCUCAGGAACCCCGUGCUGCUGUUGCUGGGGGUGUUUGUCUUCUUCAUCGGCCGCGAAGUCAUGUCUCAGCUGGACCUGGGAGGCAUCUUCGACAACGGCCUGGUACCUGGUCUCAUCACCCUGGCAGCGCGAGCAGGCCCCAUAAUCAUCGCCGUGCUGCGGCGGCUGGGCGAGCAGGCAGAGGCGGCUCUGAGCGCACACAACGCCCCCGUGCCGGGGCCACUGCGCCCCAACUGGCGCAGCGAGGGGGACGACGAUGGGGGUGAUGUGGCGAUGCGGGAUUUCAGCGCGGGGAGCAGUGGGGAGGGGGGGCUGAGGCAACGAGGGAGCAGGCGGGAGGGAGAGGGCACGUGA
Messenger RNA from Closterium sp. Yama58-4, 2340 nucleotides. The record is from the annotation of a GenBank genome assembly. NCBI's taxonomy places the organism in Eukaryota, Viridiplantae, Streptophyta, Zygnematophyceae, Desmidiales, Closteriaceae.